Messenger RNA from Gopherus flavomarginatus (Mexican gopher tortoise), 5187 nucleotides. RefSeq names its product E3 SUMO-protein ligase ZNF451-like. Gene Ontology annotation, biological process: regulation of transcription by RNA polymerase II. Gene Ontology annotation, cellular component: nucleus. NCBI's taxonomy places the organism in Eukaryota, Metazoa, Chordata, Testudines, Testudinidae. The transcript has 16 exons. Gene Ontology annotation, molecular function: sequence-specific DNA binding; DNA-binding transcription factor activity, RNA polymerase II-specific. Bases 1099 to 4239 code for a protein of 1046 amino acids. The record is from RefSeq and is a predicted model, not a curated record.
GAUAAUGGAGUCUCUCAGCUCUGCUAGGGCUUAUAAGCGUGAAUCAGCAAUGGAGGAUGAAAGUGAAGAUGACAUUGAGUUUAUCUGUUUUCAAAGAAAGUCAAACCAUUGAACUGGUGGAAGUCACCGGCUGAGCUCCUGGAACCAGAGUUUAUUGAAGUACAAAACGAGCCUUUAACAGCAUGUGCAGAGAGAUAUUUUCUUCAUUUCAGUUUGUUCAGCUAGUUCAGUUCAAUGACUAGUUCAUUCAAAGUUAAGAAACCAAUUGAGAAUUGAAGAAGUAGGAACACUUGUUUUCCUCUUCCAAAUGUGACAAAGUUCCUCAUCUGCCUUGGUGGGUCCUGCGCUUAUUGGCGGAUUUGUUCGCCUCACAGAUUCACCCCGUGGGUCGGGAAACAGCCCAGAGACCUUCCCUUCUGGUAGAAGCCACAGUCCAGUUUGACAACAAAAUCUCAGCCAGACUCUAAAUCUUGGAAACAAGGAGUGAUAGUCUUGCAGACACUCUUGUGGAGGUAAGGAGUCAGGCGGAAGACUUGGAAGAUAAUCAAGAAAAACAGUGAGACCUGCUGAUGUGUUCAUAAAGAAAAUGGCUGCCUUCCCAUGAGAUCUUGAGCAUUUGGAGCAUUAUUCAUAUUCUUAGAAUAUAAUUACAGAUAUUUUAGAUUUUCUCCAGGGAACAGAUGCAGACAAUUUUUUUAUUAGUAAAUGGCUUCCCAAGAUCUAAAGAUGGACAUACAACACAUGGUUCUACCACCUAUGAAAAAUCUAGCUGCUUGCUGAAGUAUCUUUCAUUUUCAAGGCUGCCUUUCCUAUCCAUUUGAAUCACUAUGUACUGAAUAGACAAACUCUCCAGUAUUUUUCUUUCUGGAUUUGAGUUGCACCACAUGGAUGCCAAGGAAAGCUUUGGUCCUGGGAGGAGCAAACUCUGGACUAAGACUGCCAUUUUUAUUCCUGACCAAACUCUGACAAGUACUUGGAUUUUGUAUUUACUACCCUGGAGAAAGCAGAAACACUACUAGAUGCAUCUGUCCACAAUCCUAGCCAGUUCCUUUGAAGAAGUAGACUUGAACUAAAUGGGAAAUCUUCUUUUGCUAUAAAAUGGAAGGGCCUUCAAGACCUGUGCUUGAUUGCAUUGAUCUUGUCAGUAGUGAUGAUGAAGAACCUAGCAGCAGCUCUAAUGUCUAUAGAAAUGUAAAGCAUAAAGACCACAUUGACUAUCAGAAGGAAAGGGUUGCUUCAACCCUAGAUCGCCUAGCACGCCAUGUGGAGGUAGAGAAACAACAAAAAGAAGAGAAAAACAAAGCUUUCAAGGAAAAAGUGGACUCCCAGCAUGCUCAUGGAUUGCAGGAGCUGGAAUUUAUCCGGGGACAUAGUGACACAGAAGCAGCAAGACUGUGUGUAGACCAGUGGCUAAAAAUGCCAGGUCUCAAACCAGGCACCAUUAACAUGGGAAGAAAAGCUGUGCCCCACAGAACCGGCCAAACACCAAUCAACAGCAAUCCCAUUUUAUGUCCUGUAAUGCACUGCAACAGAAAGUUUGAUAAUGGUCAUCUUCUGUUAGGUCACCUGAAAAGGUUUGAUCAUUCUCCAUGUGACCCAGCAAUUACACUGCAUGGACCUCCAACUAAUGCUGUUGCCUGUGUGGUAUGCUGCAAAAGAUUUGUCACCUCACAGCAGUAUAGUGAUCACCUUUUAUCUAAGAUAAAUGAAAAAGAUGAUGGGCAUAAAAGAAAUCUUCUUCCACAGCUUAUUCAGUGCUUUGCAUGUCCAUACUGCUUCCUCCUUUUCAGCAUAAGAGAUGAAUGCCUGCAGCAUAUGUCUGGAAAGAAUCACUUCCUUCAGGUUUUUAAAUUGAGUGAUGAAAGUGGAACACCGCUUCCUUUAUCUUUCCCAUCAUAUGCAAAGAAACUUCUUAUAGCUUUAUGUAAAGAGGUCCCAUUCCAAGUGAAGUGCACGUCCUGCCACCAGAAGUUACGUUCGCAUAUGGAGCUAACAGCUCACUUCAGAACUCGUUGUCGUAAUGCUGGUCCUGUAUCACUGUCGGAAAAGAGCAUCUCCCAGGUUGCAGAAAUAUUUAAAGCAAAAGGUCACUGUCAAAACUGUGACAAACUCUUUGUAGAUGAAAGCCAGAUCAACCAGCAUAGCCACGCAACUCAACACAAAGUUAAAAUUAUUACUACAAUGGAAGCGUCCAUCUUGAUGUUUUGCCAUAUUAAUGAAAGAAAUAAAAACCCAUCUCAGUUGAGGCAGAUUAUAAAUCAGUCAAGAUCUUCACUCCUUAAGAGACCAUUGACUUUGAGUGAGCCUGUCUGUAAAAAUGAGUCUGCCAUUUCAAAACGGAAAAAAGAUUUAGAAGAAACAAAUCAAGAGUCUGGAGUAAGCCUACAUCAAGACAAUACAGGCAAAAUAAAAGCCUGGUUCUGUGAAUGCCUUCUGAAGUUUUCUACUGAAGAGUCAGUUGAAAAGCACAUUUUGUCAGCAAAUAGAAUCUGUCACAAGUGUGGUGUAUGUGGGAAGCUUGCUGAAAACUCAAGCAUCAUCCGUCUGCAUAUGAGUCGGUUCCACGGAGGAGCACACUUAACUAACUUCCUUUUCUGGUGCCGGGCAUGCAGUACAGACCUACUCAGAGAAGAGAACAUUAUGGCACAUGUGACCGAAUUUCAUGGUGGACAUUCUUACUAUUAUGAACAGGAAACUCUAGAGAAUGAGCCUAUGGCAUCCUCUUCUGACACACUGCGCAAUAUGUCUAUUAAAUGGAAAGAGCGUCUUCCUAGCCCUGUGGAUCAGUCCCUUGAGAGAAGUCCUAUUUUAGGAAAAUGGCAAUGCUGCAUUUGUGAGGAAAUGUUUGAGUCUGAAGACAGUGUUAAACAACAUUGUAUGUCUUUAGGAAGCCAUCAGUUUCACAGGUAUUGCUGUGGCUUGUGCAAAAAGCAUUUUCACAAAGUGGAAACACUAUACCGACACUGCCAAGAGCAGCACAGUCAUGAGAUACAGGUUAAAUAUUUUUGUGGCCUUUGUGGUGAUCUCUUUUUCGAUGUUGAGGAAGAAUUUCUAAUCCACUAUAAGAGUUUCCAUAGCACAGAUUACAUAUAUGUGUCUGAAGAGUCAAUAAAAAAUAAAGACGACAUUACACUAUUAGAAAAAGGUGACUUUCUAACCUGUGGCUGCCGGGAAGAGUACAUCUCCAGAAUAAACAGAAAGGAAGAUCACCGGAACUGUCAGAAAACCCUACUGGAAAAAGGCAAUCUGUGGUUUCGCUGCUGCUUCUGUUCAGCAACGGCACAGAAUUUCACAGACUUGAAUGACCAUCUCAGCAAAAGUCACACCCCAAGGAAAAGCCAUGAAGAGAUGUAUGUUGUGAGAUGUGGUGCAUGCAACAAAAAUUUCCACGAUAUUGUGAGUGCUCAUCAACACUAUCAUGAUAAACACUGCUUCUUGCAAAAGCCUGAUAUAACACAUUUCAGAUCAGAAUCAGAAAGCAAAGUCUUCAGCUUUACAGCCAGUGGUGCUUGCGUGAACAAGAAGCCUGAUAAACUAAAGUUUCCAGCAAAUGUAACUAAAGUUCAAAAAAAGUCAGAAUCUCUUUCUCUAAAGAGAGAAGAAGAUAGAAGGAAAGAAAGAAGUGAGAAUAAAGCAUGUUCUGAAGAGCAUGGUGAAGAAGACCGUGAACUGCCAGAUUUUGACUAUCUGCGCACCAUGACUCACAUCGUGCUGGUGGACUUAGACAACUGGGGAAGGUUUUUCAUUCAUCUGCCAGCCAACCUGAACCAAGGGACAUUUGUCUGGGGCUUUCAAGGAGGAAACAGUAAUUGGAAACCUCCAGAACAGUGCAAAAUCUUUAAUUACCUUAACAAGAUUGGAUGUUUCUUCCUUCAUCCACGCUGUGGUACCAGAAGAGAAGCAGCAGAUUUUGCACUCUGCAUGCAUGCUGGCCGUCUGGAUGAGCACCUGCCCAAACAAAUUCCUUUCACCAUUCUCUCUGGAGACAAAAGCUUUCUAGAACUGGAGGAUCAGUUUAAGAAGACUCAGCGAACAGCUCAUAUCCUAAACCCUCAUGACAUCGAUGGAGAUAUGAUGUGUGCCUUACUAAACAGCAUUUCAGAUACUACAAAAGUUUCAGACAGUGAAGAGGAUGAUGAUAUUAAAACAGUGCAAAUGAAUUUACAAGAAACAAAGAAACAGGAAGAGGAAGACCUGGAAUUACAAGAAGCUAUCAAACGAAGCCUGAAGGAAAAGUAAAUGAAGAUACUCCUGUAUGCAAAUAGCAUGCUUCAAAGCUGCUUACAGAAGUGGAAGCUUGUUCAUCCAUUAACAAAGGGUCAGAAAAUACUGCUUUAAAAAUGUGCUUAUUUCUUUAAUGGUUACAUUUGUAAUUAUUAUGUUGCUGAUUGUUUCAUGCAACUAAAUUAACAAAUGGAGCUUAUGGAUGUAUGGUUUGCAACAUCCUGUAUUUGACAAAGGAAAAUAAAUUGUUAAAAGCCUUACACAUUCCUUUUCUAAUGAUUCAUGACUGACUUUAAGUUCAGUUCUUGUUCUAAUCUAGGCAUGUAACUUGAGGUAGGCUGAUCUUAUACAUGUUGUGGUGUCUUUAAAAGGUUGUUCAUUUAAUUCUUCCAUUGUAAAAAUUUCAUUGUCUCAUUUUACUUUUUCAGUGUACCCUUUGCAACAGAUAAAAAUAAUAAACCUCAGUUAAUCUCUGACCACCUUGCCUUACUGACAAUUUUAUAAAGAGAAGCUUAGUCUCCAGGCCUGCAAUUUAUGAUUCAUGGGCUCACCCCAUGCCUGCACAGAGCUUUACUCCACAUGAGCACAGAGGUAUGCCCACAAGUUGUAAAUUGCAGGAUCGGUGUCCUAGAAUGUACAGUUGUUUACUGCUAUCUUUACUUUUAAUUUUUUAUGAAUGUGCAUAUUUUAAUUUGAGUAUGAGAGCUUGUUAUGUAUGUUGGCUUAAAAAUCUCAUCAGCUGUAUACCCUGUCUUGUUUAAGGCUGAAGCAGAGUUUGUAAAUAAAAACACUGAAGCAAAAAUUGUUUGCUAGCAAAAUCCCUCUUUGUUUGAGGUACAAGUGAAAUAACUUAAACAGGGAAGUCUUUCCUGUAUUCCAUCCUCUUUAUAGGAUGCAUUUGUUGGUUUUCUAAAGGUGGCGUUUCAAUAUUUGAUUAUAAUUAAAAACAUUAAUUUUUUUGUA